CUAUAAAGACCCAUAGGUAUCACUUUACAAAAAGACCUCUUUAGUUAAUCAUUAACAUUCACAAUGAGCAAUAGCUACAUUUGCUACAGACGUUAUUAAUCAUGCGUACUUGUUUACAUCAGAGCGGCACACAUGUCUUUCAAGCAGCAUACAGCGGUGUUGUGCAUUUUGACCAGUUGAUGGGAAAAGUAUUCUUAAAAACCAUUCCAAAUACUCAAUAAUUUGUCAUAUAUAAUUAUUCACGGUAUUUAGAAGUGCCCACUAUAACAAUAUCGUGUAUAUUCAUUACCAUGAUAUAUCGCAUUACCGAAUACCGACACAUGUCUAGAUUGGAGCCUAAAAACGUUUACUUACACACAUGCAUUUAAAUGGAACGUUGUUUUACCAUCAUGACUAGACAUGUCCAUUUUCUGCCUUUCACUAUGUGUCUAAUAGAGCACAUGGUCCAUUGACUUCAAUGGAACGAGGCCAAGUAUCAGUUGAUAUUAUACUGUUUGAGACUUGCCUGUUAUAUGUCUAUUAAAAUUCAUCAUUACUUUUUUCUUUCCAUCUGAAUUUGUCAUUUUAUUUAUCCUUAUUUUAAAUAAAUGACUUUUACUUUAAUUUCACACAUUCUAAAUAAAGUCUGUCUGCUUUUUGUAAACCAUAAAAAAAGAAAGAUGAUUAUACCAGCUACUGACCACUAUCAGGAUCAUCUGUUAGUAAAGAAAUCGUUUUUUGACAGAUCUUCCCUGUAAUUGUUGUCGUGGGAGUGUUUCUGGAUUAUGUAGAAAUCCUCUUAAACCCAUAACAGAUUUAUAGUUUGUUUCAAUGCGCUACAAGACUUAAAAUAAUGCAAUUAAUACUGUGCUAUAUGUACCUCCACCAUAAGCCUCUCUUACCCAAUAAAUUUUUAUUCAUCAUAUAGCUUCUCCAAAUUUGUUUACUACACUUUCUCAGUACAAAAAAAAGUUUUUAAAAGUGAUAUGCACUAUAAGAACAAUGAAUUUAAAAAUAAAAUUAAAACACUGCCAGAUUGCAUGACUAAGCCCGGAAAAGGUUGUGCAUAGAGUACUGAUAAAGAGAGGAGAAGAGGGUGGGGAGCUUUAAAGAGAGGAGAAAGAGAUUGAACCGCCAGGACUUUCACUUUCAGUGAUCAAACUGCCUCCACACUAUUUGAUCCUUCAGAAGAAGCCUACAAAAGAUCAAAUGUCUUGCUCACUUGCAUGCCAGCUGGAAAGCUUCAAAACAAACUGACUGAAAAGGAAGAAGGAAAGUUAGAGGGAAAGACACAGGACACUAAAAUCACUGUAAAUAGAGGAAUAUCUUGUUGUCCAUCAGAAGGCUGGGAGUUUCCAACUGUCAGCCUAGGAUUGAGCCAGAGGGUCAGAAUGGGGAGCAGCCGUGGGAUCAAGGAGAAAGUGCAGCAGUGAGAGGAACACGUUGUUUAGUAGAUUCUGAAAGAAACAGCUGGGAAACCCACUGAGGCUGAGAUUCUUCCAUAACCCUUCUGCAGCAAUCUGUCAUGCAAAACGACUUGAUUAAGAAGAACAUGGGGAAUUUGUCCCACAUUGACCGGUAGAAGCAUGACACCAACAGUUCUCUUACUCCUAUCAACAUUGACUGUUCAAGGAAGUGGGUGCGAUGAUUUUAUGAAGACGACAGUCAGAAAUCUGCUAGACUCUAUACACAUCGAAAAAACGUCCGGAUUCCCACAAGUGUUUCCGAAGAACUACGUCGUGUCCCACUAUUUCAACGACAGCGCGCUGUGCAAUGAGCCGUGCUGUGUGUUCAGUGCUGCUGCUUUCUUGUCUAAUUCCUGGAGUCAGCUCUUCCAGCACCUCAGUCAAGUUCACCUCAAAUUCAGGUUCAUCAGGGAGCUGAUUGGCACACUGGAUGACAUAGCAAAAGAGAAAAUUCCAGAACGUCUAGAUAUCUCUGCUUUCCCAUCUGUUCAGUCGUCGCCUGAAGGUCUUCUCUCCUUCACCUCAUCCCUCUUCACACGAUGGCUCGAUCUGGAUUGUGCUUUUGGAGAGCAUCACUGCAUCUUCCCCACACCAAGUGAAGAGGAUCAAGAAAAUCCACCUUUAAACGAGGAACAGAAUGUGGAGAACCAUGAACCUGUGGAUGAGCAGCAGCCUGAGAUAGAAGGAGAGACAGGUAAAAGUCAGCUUGACCCAGGUCCGACUAAUGGCUAUAGAGAGUCACUUUUCCCAGGUUGGUCUCACUGGACUUUUUCUUUUCUAUGGAUAACAUCGAGUUUGAUCUGGUGAAAGCUGAGAGAUCUGUUUUAAAUAUGCCACGAAACUUGGCCAAAAUGAGGCUUCCCUCUGAAAGGACAGCUACUGUAGUUCACUUUUGUUUUACACUGAUUAGCAUUUGUAUGAGAUUUCAGAGAAGUUGCUCUCUGGAUAUGGUUCAAGAUUUCUAGAUGCAGUUAUGGAUCCACAUGUUGGAAAAAAGGGAUGUUUUGGAAACAGACACAUGGCCAAUAUGAUGUUCUCUUUUAUGAAUGUGUAUGAGUUUUUUUGUGCAUCUUGUCUUUGCACUGAUUGUCCAGUGUUUCUAUCAUCUUAUACAAUGAAUUAUGUGUCAUCCAUUAUAAUUCAGGUUUAACCUGUUGACUGAACGUUUUAACAUUGAAUGUAGUGAAAAAGUAAAGAAUACAUGAAGCCAAAAGUCUCCACUUAUCACUCGGUGUUCAAGAGGAAACGACUACACUCAUAUAGCUACAGUAAAUUCAAGCCAUAUUAAAUAACACUGUAGCGGAGGAACCAGUUUAAGCUUAAGACAUUUGCUAAUGGAUUACAUAAGUCAUAAGUAUUGUUGUCUCACCUUAGAGAAUGUUACUACAUGCAAUGUUUUACUAAAAUGAAUUUAACAAUCUUUCUGUUUUUGGUGUACAUAUGAUGUCUAUUUUUAAGUGUAGAUUUUUAUAUAUAAAUAAAUCCUUCUUAAAAUAA
Molecule: messenger RNA, 2942 nt
Organism: Carassius carassius (crucian carp)
Lineage: Eukaryota; Metazoa; Chordata; Actinopteri; Cypriniformes; Cyprinidae
Exons: 5
Coding region: 1566-2252 (228 amino acids)
Source: RefSeq, a predicted model, not a curated record